CUUUCCUACAUUUAUUAAAAAAAAAAGAUCAAUUAUACCAUUUUCAAUCACACAUCAGUAUAUACGAAACACACAACGCACCAUGGAAGACGACAUGAUAGCAGUGAAAGAAGAAGCUCCUAAAACACCUAAAGUAAAAGUCAAGAUCAAACGUAAUAAAGUACCCAGAGCGACUAGUCAAACAAAAGACAAACAAAUUAAAAUCAAACUUACAGCAAAGGAAGGAUCGUCUACUAUCUCAGGUUUUGGUUCAGAAGAUGAAGAAGAACCGGAACCUGCUAUCGAAGAACACUUGAUCUUGCGGUUACCUGAAGGUGAAAUGUGCGAUAAACUUCAUGAAUAUGUACGGAAACGGGAAAUACCUGAAGGUAUCAAGUUAAACUUUAAAGAUAGUCGACGAGGAUACUUUUAUUUUGAAGGACGAAAACAUGAAACAACAUUGGUCGAUUUACCCACCAUUAUAGAAUCACAAAAGACAUUGGACAAGAAACAGUUUUACAAGAUUGCAGAUAUUUCACAGAUGCUGGUUGUGGAUGGUGCUACCUUGGAUACACCUAUGACACAACAAAUGAAUGGUCGACAUCAUACUGAUCCUUAUAUGUAUCCUCAUGGUCUUACUCCUCCUUUGAAAUAUGUUCGAAAACGUCGAUUCCGAAAGAAAUUGUCAAAACGGGCCAUCGAAGAAGUGGAACGAGAAGUGGAACGAUUAUUAGAAGUGGAUGCAACAGCUGAAGAUGUCACAUAUGAGGUAUUCGAUAGUCGUGAAGAAAUGGAAAUGGAAUCGGACGCAGGAACUCAAGAUAUCGGUAGUGGUAACGAAGGAUCAGAUAGUGAUGCGGAUAUGAUGGCAGCUAUUGUGGAAGGAUUGGAUGAAAUCGAUGAUGAUGCCUCUGAUGAUGAAAAUGAUGAAGAAGAAGAGGAGGAGGAGGAAGAAGAGGAAGAAGAUGAAGAUGAAGAAGAAGAUAGUGAAGAUGAAGAAACAGGUCAAACAGGUGAAAUUGAACAAAAACAACAAGAAAUUGAUGAAAUUGAACAAGCCAUUGAAAGAAAAAAGAAGGAUGUUGAAACUGCACCAAAUGCUAUGCUCAAGAAACGAUUUGAAACAAGUAUUGAAAGUUUGAAGAAAGAACUGACACUCAAGCAAGCUCAUUUGGCUGAAAUGAGAAAAUAGACAAAAAUGAAUCCCUUUUCUCUUCCUAUCCCUUUUCAUAUCAUAUUCCCUUUCAUUCCAUCUCUACUUUAUAUAUAGUUUUCUUUCCUGCAUUUUUGAAAUAAAAAAAAAAGUCUCCCUUUUUUAUAAUUAUUACUUGAAAUAAAACAAACAUUUCCAUUACAUCUUUAUUUAUAUGAUA
Messenger RNA from Halteromyces radiatus, 1352 nucleotides. RefSeq names its product TAFII55 protein conserved region-domain-containing protein. Gene Ontology annotation, cellular component: transcription factor TFIID complex. The transcript has 7 exons. NCBI's taxonomy places the organism in Eukaryota, Fungi, Mucoromycota, Mucoromycetes, Mucorales, Cunninghamellaceae. The record is from RefSeq and is a predicted model, not a curated record. Bases 83 to 1171 code for a protein of 362 amino acids. Gene Ontology annotation, biological process: RNA polymerase II preinitiation complex assembly; transcription initiation at RNA polymerase II promoter. Gene Ontology annotation, molecular function: RNA polymerase II general transcription initiation factor activity.